CGACAUGUCCUCAUCAUCUGCUAUUGCUGCCGCUGCUGCUCCUGCCUGGCCACAGUGAAUAAAAAACUAAAUAAAUAUUAAUAAAAAUAGUUGAAAAAACACUUACAGCACGACAAUUCAAGUACAUAAAUAAAUAAUAAACAAACAAAACACACACACUAGCGCACAAGGAAUUGCAGACAACUAAAAAAAAGAAACGAACAAUUUUUUUGUGUGUGUUUUUUGCGAAUAGGCAAAAGGCGUUGCCAAAUCAAAAGCAGCAGCAGCACACAGAUUGUUGCUACGAAGAAUAAAUAUUGAAAUUUAUAUUAAAUGAAUCAUAACUUAAACAAAACAGGCACAAAGUAACUAUUAUAAAUAUUUAUAACUGCGAAGCGCAAGAAAACUGCAAGCAAAUAAAUUAUUCAUACGCACCGUUAAACAAAAGCAAAAGCAAAAGCAAACGCACCAUAAGUGAAAUUUUCAAGUGACAUUGUGAAAGGCAGCCACAUUCCAGGCUGCAUUAAUAAAACAUACAACAAUCAUAUAGCAUAUAGGAUACAAAGGAUAAAAGGAGUCGGCACAGGAGGUGCUCUGCCUGUUCUAUUAUUUAACUGCUUACAACAGACGUUUUCAACUGGACGAAAGCUGAUUGAAAGCCGCUUUCAACAACAGCAUCCGUCGUUCACUAAUACUAAAAGAGCGCACAAAACAGUGAGAGAGAGACAACGUGUUGGCGUAUGCCUGUGGGUGUGUGUGUGCGUGACAGUAGCAGCGACGUCAACGUCAAUCCGCUCAAUAUUUAUAUUGCACGAGACCAAUUCACGAUUCACGCUCAAACUCAAACUGCUGACAACUCAGACGCAGACGCCACCAGAGGUCCUGGGUAUCAGAGUGUGGCUUUGGUUCAUCUGGUGCCUGGUCCAGCCGCAGCACCAAAAUAAAUAACAUCUGACAGCUGCUGCUUGUCGCCUGCUCCAGCUACAGCUACUGCGCCCACACCAGCUCGCGUCGAGUCAAGUCGAUUCGAGUCUCCAGUGCAAAAUUCGCACAGGCCUAAGCAAUACACACAAGAUAAACAAGCUACAGCUGUAACUGCAAUCUACUACAAUCAAGCACAACAAACUAGCAAUAACGGGAUAAACACACGAAAAUAAACAACUAAAAAACACGCAAUGGGUGCCAAGGAAAGUGUCGAGGCAGCCGUCAAAAUGAAUGCCGAUGGCUGGGGCCACGUGGAGCGCGGCAGUCGCUACCACGGCCAUCGGCAUAAUCAACGUUCGCAGUCGCUAAAUCGCGGCCAGGCGCUCUCGCAGGCGGACGUGAGCGGCAUGUGGUGACAUCGGGGUGCCUCUGG
Drosophila hydei is the source of this 1336-nucleotide messenger RNA. RefSeq lists its product as uncharacterized. Bases 1155 to 1319 code for a protein of 54 amino acids. The transcript is spliced from 2 exons. NCBI's taxonomy places the organism in Eukaryota, Metazoa, Arthropoda, Insecta, Diptera, Drosophilidae. The record is from RefSeq and is a predicted model, not a curated record.